AUGGAAGAUGAAAAUGGAUUUGGUAAUAUACUAGGUGCAUUUAUUUGUGGUUGCACAAAAGAACGAAGACCUAAAGGACCGAGUGAGCAAAGGUCUUCUCACUGGUGGAGAAAUGGUUGUGAAAACUGGACGGAUAAGCAGUUCAAAAAAAGAUGUAGGGUUAAUCGAAACACGUUCAACUGUUUACUACAAGAAUUGCAAGAGUCUAUUAAAAGGGAGACGACCCGGUUUAAGGUGCCAGUUGCUCCAGAAAUUCAACUAGCACUCACACUUUAUCGAUUAGCCCAUGGUUGUUCAUUCUCAACAGUUGGUGAUUUGUUUGGGAUUGCUAACUCAACAGCGUGUAGUUCUGAUUUUUUUGAUGAAUACGGGACCCUACCAUCAACUGAGGAAGAAUGGAAAAAUGAGUUGAAGGCCUUUCUCAAGGAUUGGGGUUUUCCCUGCGUGGCUGCUUGGGACGGAUUUCAUGUGUACAUUUGCAGCAAUCUUAAGAAUUUCUAUAGUUUCAAGAAACGAUACUCAGUAACAAAUAUGGGAUUGAUUGCAUCUAACAAAAGGUUUCUUUGGGCAGGUGUGGGAGCCCCAGGUCCUAUCCAUGACUCUACGCUUUUGAAAUCUUCUCCGAUUUUCAACGAAAUUGAAUCUGAGCAUGUACUACCUAAUUGUGAGAUGAAUUUACCAGGUUGCGGAAAUAUUCCACUUUGAACGGUAGGAGACAGUGCUUUUCCAGCACGCUCAUGGUUGAUGAAAGCUUUUGAUGAUACCACAAAAAAACGAAAAGAACGAAAUUUUAACAAACAUUUAAGAGCUGCAAGAGUAGUUUCAGAGCAUGCCUAUGGCAUGUUAAAAGGAAGAUGGCGUAUUAUAUAUAAGAAAACUGAAUGUCGCAGAAGGAAUGUAACCGCAAUAAUCAUGGCAUGUAUCACAUUACAUAAUAUCUGUAUUAAAAGGGAAGACCCUUGUCUUCCACGCUGGCAGCUGGAGAUUCAAAAGGUGGAACUAGUACGCAAACCUACGAAGCGAUCUGAAGAUAAAGCUCUGAGUAAUAAAGUGCGUGACAUAAUCAAAGAAUGGUUAUGGUCUUUAAAAUCAGAGUGA
Paramuricea clavata is the source of this 1098-nucleotide messenger RNA. NCBI's taxonomy places the organism in Eukaryota, Metazoa, Cnidaria, Anthozoa, Malacalcyonacea, Plexauridae. The record is from the annotation of a GenBank genome assembly.